Messenger RNA from Clonostachys rhizophaga, 1464 nucleotides. The record is from the annotation of a GenBank genome assembly. Lineage: Eukaryota; Fungi; Ascomycota; Sordariomycetes; Hypocreales; Bionectriaceae.
AUGCCGUUUCCGUUCUUGCCUAACGAGAUAUUACACCGAAUCGUUGCAGAUCUCGACUCCAUCAGUCUUAUUUCCCUCAGCCAAACGAGCAUCCGUUUUCGCCAGGUCAUCAAGCCCGGCAAGCGGGAGUUCGUCGAACGGCUGCUGGCACUGGAGUGCACAGAGCCCUUUGAUGCAGGGUUCGCUCAGAGAUCUGGUUGGUGGACUUACGAGUCCUGGAAAUCCACACUAUGGGCCUGUUCCGGAUGUCUCAAACUGCUGUCCCACUCGCACUUUGACAACCGCUCCCUCCUCCGUCGUGGCUAUAGGAAGCCUCCUCCGGAAGCUCCUGCUGCCAACAUUCUUACAACAUGGAAGCCUUCGCUCUACGGUAAAAAAUGGGGAGGCCGCGUUGGCCCCUAUGUGUCCCAGGACGCAAGGCGACGCCGAUACCACUACUACCUUCUGCAUAUCUAUGAACACCAAGACCCUAUGACAGCGGAAGCCAUACUGCAGAUGCGCGAUGCUGGGAUAGAAGCGCUUGAGGAAGUGACCGAAGACCAGAUCAGGCUCUGUCCGGACGAGGCUAGGAGUGCUGUAUUCGACAAAGUCAUGGAGGAUCUGGAGUUGGAGGACAUGGGAACCAAACGUCACUUCCGCAGGUGUAACGAAUGCCGGUACCAAAAGAAUCCCGUGGGUCGGCGUGGGACGCUUGUAUUUCCGAUCCAGAUCAGCCUCAACCUUUACUUUGCGACUCCCUUGGAUCGGUAUUUUCCGACAUACUGGGAGUUCCUCGCGAACAAACGACCUGUCUUCCAGAAGAUCGUUGAAGAACAUUACCUUGGCCGACUUAUUGGGCAACAUUGGCAGAUGUACAUGGCGCGAUGCCCCGGAUGUCAGAAGUGGCAAGAGAUCCGGGCGUUUCGACUUGGUGGGAAACUGACAAGCUGGAAGCCGGUCCUUGGCCACACUACUUGGGAGGAGGAAAUUAUCUCCACAUCUCUUCUAGACGAGGCGCGCUGCAAUACAUGCUUCGAACAGGAGCAUGGGAGAGAAGAACUUGGCAACAGGUUACUGCACUGGAUCCACUUCCUCCAAGAAGAGCAUCUCCGGGAGCUGGCUUCCUACUAUGAUAGGAACUGGGCAUCCAUACAAUUGAGGCUGGAAUUCGUUGACCCCUGUGCGGAUCACGAUGAGGUGGUAAAGCAGCAGAUUGAUGACCUAGUUUCGCCUAUGCGCGAGUCACACAUCCUGGAUAAUGCGGAAACGGAUCAUCUAACCCCUCUUGCUGAGGAAGUUGGAAGGCUCGUGAAGGAGUUCCAGGAAAAAAACGGGAUCAAUCUCAACCUGAAAAAUCUCAUGGACCAACAGAUCAAUAUUGAACGUCAGUGGAUCUGGCUACGAGCUAGUAUGGCGGAAGUGCAGCGGAAUCCAGAUGCUCUUGUGUGCUGGGCCCUUUCCCGAGAUGGAAGCAUACAGAAGUAA